AUGAAGGAGAGUAGUAGAAAACAAGGUGCAGCAUCACCAUGUGCAGCAUGCAAGUUACUGAGAAGAAGAUGUGCCCAUGAUUGUGUUUUUGCUCCUUAUUUUCCGGCCGAUGAGCCUCAAAAGUUUGCCAGUGUGCACAAGGUCUUUGGUGCUAGCAAUGUCAACAAGAUGCUGCAGGAUUUGCCUGAAUAUCAACGAGGUGAUGCAGUGAGUUCAAUGGUUUACGAAGCAAACGCUAGAGUUCGAGAUCCAGUGUAUGGCUGCGUGGGAGCAAUAUCAUCUCUGCAACAACAAAUCGACAACCUACAAGCUCAGUUGGCACUAGCACAGGCUGAAGUGGUACACAUGCGAAUGCGCCAGUAUUCAUCAAUUCCCGGUACUGCCACUAAUUCACCAGAAAAUGCCUUGCCGUCGUCCAGUCAUGCACACUCUCAGUCGACCAAGUCCCUUUUUAACAUGGACAUGGUGGUAGAUCAUACCGAUAUGGAAGAGUCCUUGUGGUCAUGCUAG
This is a messenger RNA of Fraxinus pennsylvanica, 510 nucleotides long. Lineage: Eukaryota; Viridiplantae; Streptophyta; Magnoliopsida; Lamiales; Oleaceae. The record is from the annotation of a GenBank genome assembly.